GUAAACCAAUCCAUCAACUUUCUUCUAGAGAAAAGAAAUGUCAAAUGUCCAAAUAUUGGCUUUGGUCACUUUGGCUCUAAUUAUAGUCCAAACAAAAGCAGAUAAAAUUGAAUGUGAUGAUUUGAUACCGCAAAUGAGUUCUUGUCAUGGGUUUUUGCUAAGUCAAAGUGCAACACCAAGCCAAGAGUGUUGUGUUAUACUGCAAGAUUUGAGUAGAGAUGUUGUUACGUCCCAACCAAAUCGUCAAGCUAUGUGCCAAUGCUACAAAGCUGCUACGCUAACUUUCCCUAUAGAUAUUCAGAAAGCUCAGAGACUUCCUCAGCUUUGCAACUUCACUAGCACUAUGCCCAUUGAUCCCAAUGUUGAUUGUUCCAAGGUUUGAAUGAAGUAUAAAACCAUCAAAAAGUAGAAGAAAUACAAUCCUAUGGUGCAAUAGCAAUGAUGCCUUCUGAUAGGAAAUGUCAUUUCCCUCCGGCAAUUUGCAAUUCUAUUUUUAAAUAAUAGCUAUCUAUUGAAUAGCUAACUUUGUCUUCAGUAAUGAAACUCUCUCCUUCUAUGCAUG
This is a messenger RNA of Nicotiana tabacum (common tobacco), 562 nucleotides long. Lineage: Eukaryota; Viridiplantae; Streptophyta; Magnoliopsida; Solanales; Solanaceae. The record is from RefSeq and is a predicted model, not a curated record.